AUGCCGUGUCUGACGGCUCCCCAGCCCGCUGUGGACGAUGUCCCCAUCGCUCCACGUCCACUACAGCCGGGGACGUCGGCAGAGCUUCAGAGCCCCGUGGGCCGCGUGUCCGUCUCCGGUGGGAAGCGGGACGCGGCGGAGGACCUGAAAACGGGACAGGGACCCGGCUGGCGCAAGUGCCUCUGUCCCCAAAGCAAAAAGUCCUUUAUUUCCAGCGGGCAGCCCCUGCCCGUCGCGCAGGCGGACCCCGCCACGGCUGUUAUCACGUCGCACCUCCCCGGCAGCGCGUCACCGUGCUUAUCUCACCCUUCGCUUGGGCCUCACCUGAGGGCUCCUCAAGAGGUCCUGGGCUCCUCUUCUACCAUGGAGAAGCUCCUGGAGUUCGGAGGUGUGAAGGAAACCCCCUGGGGUCAGACUUUUCUCGGCCACGACAUUAACGGAGCUCUGGAACCAUCCAACAUCGACACCAGCAUCCUGGAAGAGUACAUCAGCAAGGAGGACUCACCAGAUAUCUGUUUCCCUGACAUCCCUGCUUCAGCCAGCUAUGCACACCCCCAACCCUCCAGCUCAACCACCAUCAACGCGCCCGUUGCCAGCUCCAUCGCCAGUGUGACCAACCCCGCUUCCAGCGGUUCCCUCCACCUUCCUCCCCCGGGCAACCAGAUCCCAAUCCGGCAUGGUCCUCUCCUGGCCAACCCUUGCGGCCCCGGCUACGGUGCUCACCUCAACUGCAAUAACAACAAUGGCAUGGUGGUGCCCAAGGGCUACCUUGGUGGCCACUGCCUAAACAACGUGGUCCCUCCAAUCAAAUCAGAGCCCAAGGCCUCCUACGCACCUGGCACUUUACCUGACUCUCCCCCGGACUCUGGAUCGGAAGCCUACUCCCCUCAGCAGGUGAAUGAUCCUCACCUUCUCCGGACCAUGACCCCCGAAAACAUGUGCCACAUGACUCCCCCUUCUCGCCUGGAGCACCCUCCACCGCCGCCACCUCCUCCACCCCCCCACCUCCAGGGNNCGCCGCACCCGCACACCCCCCACUACCCCGGCCUGCAGCGGGACAUGUACAUGAAGGCCGAGCCCCUGAUGCCACCCUACAGCAUCGGGCAGGGCAUGGCACCUGCUGACCUCCACCACGCCCAGCAGUCGCAGAUGCUGCACCAGCUACUCCAGCAGCACGGAGCAGACCUCCCGGUGCACCCCGCCAAGAAGCGGAAACACUCCGAGUCGCCCCCCAACACCCUCAACGCACAGAUGCUCAACGGGCUGAUAAAGCAGGAGCCGGGUAUGGGGACCGUGCCACUCAACCCUGACAGAGUCCAAACCCCUCCCUGGCACCAGCCGGGACCGCUCUCACCAGGCCUGAUUCAAGAUAACGACAGCUUGAACGGCUCCUACUUGGAUCCCAACUACCAGUCUAUAAAGUGGCAGCCACAUCAACAGAACAAGUGGGCAACUCUGUACGAUGCCAACUACAAAGAGCUCCCGAUGCUCACGUACCGCGUAGACGCUGACAAGGGCUUCAACUUCUCAGUCGGUGACGACGCCUUUGUGUGCCAGAAGAAGAAUCACUUCCAGGUCACGGUCUACAUCGGCAUGCUUGGAGAUCCCAAGUAUGUGAAGACCCCCGAGGGCCUGAAACCCUUAGAGUGCUUCUACCUGAAGCUGCACGGAGUGAAGCUAGAGGCCUUGAACCAGUCGAUCAAUAUAGAGCAGUCGCAGUCCGACCGCAGCAAGCGGCCCUUCAACCCCGUCACGGUCAACCUGCCUCCGGAGCAGGUCACCAAGGUCACCGUGGGGCGGCUGCACUUCAGCGAGACCACAGCCAACAACAUGCGGAAGAAGGGCAAGCCCAACCCAGACCAGAGGUAUUUCAUGCUCGUGGUAGCCUUGCAGGCGCAUGCGCAGAACCAGAACUACACGCUGGCAGCCCACAUCUCGGAGCGCAUCAUCGUCAGAGCCUCCAACCCUGGCCAGUUUGAGAGCGACAGCGACGUGCUCUGGCAGCGGGCGCAGCUCCCUGACACCGUUUUUCACCACGGCCGGGUUGGCAUCAACACGGACCGCCCCGAUGAAGCCCUGGUGGUCCAUGGCAAUGUGAAGGUCAUGGGUUCACUGAUGCACCCCUCAGACGUCCGAGUGAAGGAGGACAUCCAGGAGGUGGACACCACAGAGCAGCUGAAGAGGAUCUCCCGUAUGCGGCUAGUACACUAUAACUACAAGCCCGAGUUUGCGGCCACGGUGGGCAUUGACAACACCUCCGAGACAGGUGUCAUUGCUCAGGAGGUAAAGGAGAUCCUCCCUGAAGCUGUGAAGGACACCGGGGACCUGGUCUUUUCCAAUGGGAAGACCCUUGAGAACUUCCUGGUGGUGAACAAGGAGCGCAUCUUCAUGGAGAACGUGGGAGCCGUGAAGGAGCUGUGCAAACUGACAGACAACCUGGAGACCCGCAUCGAUGAGCUGGAGAGGUGGAGUCACAAGCUGGCCAAGCUCAAGCGGCUGGACAGCAUGAAGUCAACUGUGAGCUCUGGGGCAUUCAGCCAAACUGGAAGCCAGUUCAGCCGAGCGGGGAGCGUGCCCCACAAAAAGAGGCCCCACAAGGUAGCCAGCAAGUCACCGUCAGUUGUGCCAGAACAGGCCUGCAUCAGCCAGCGCUUCCUGCAAGGCACCAUCAUUGCCCUGGUCAUCAUCAUGGCGUUCAGUGUGGUGUCCAUGUCCACGCUGUACGUGCUGAGCUUGCGCAGCGAAGAGGACCUCGUGGAUAUGGAUGGGGCAAGCCAGAACUUUGACAAAACGCAGACGGUGCGAUCCACAGCUGCGUCGGACGGAGCCAGCAGCAGGACCCCCACGCACCACGCUGCGGCGGACACGCGUGACUUAGUCUUCAGUUUACCUGGGCACAGUGUGCAAGCAUGCUUCAGCCCACCGUGUUUCUCCACCUGCUGUUCUCCUGCUCCCACCAAUGCCUCCUCCGUUGCCCUCUCUGAGACCGGCCCCACUCACGCCACUAACCGGACAGACCAAAGUCAGACCUCGCUGCUGCCGGCGACAAAUAUCAAAGCCAAAUCCAGGGGCACCAUCAGCGGGAAAGGGAUCUCCUACACCAAGUGGCCAAAGACGCCUGACAGGUCUCAGAGCUUCGGCAGCCCCAAUGCCAGCCCCUCCUCCCCCUUCACCCACCUCCAGGGCAAAUCCAAGUCCACCUCCAACCUCUCGCUCUCCCGCAGCAACUCCCCCGGCACCGUGCUCCCGCGUUCUCCCCUGGGGUAUCCCCAACCAGCUGGGUCUCAUCCGUCCUGCACAGCUCUCGCGGUGUCACCGUUCUGCGGGCCAAGCCCAGUGCUGCGCUCCGUCCGCAUCGUGGAGCUCGACAUGGCCAUCCAGUCCCAGUACUGCGCAGCGGCCGACGCGUGCAGGACUGGAAACUUCACCUACCGCAUCCCUGUCAACCAGCUCACGGCGGUGAACACCAACCUGACCCUGGAGAUGAACUCCUCCUCGGCUGUGUCCAUCUCCCUCUGUGGCCUUGUCUCCAGCGAUCCCUGCCAGGACACUGCCAGCGGGAACGGCUCCGCCGAUGCCACAGACGCGCAGGAAACGACGCACCGUUGGCCUCUCGUGAUGAUGGCUUUCCGGGAGUUCACCUACCACUUCCGAGUAGCGCAGCCUGGCCGAGCCAACUGCAGCACUGCUCCCGAGCAGCUGGGCCACCUUUUCACUGACUAUUAUUUUCAGUUUUACUGGCUCUGUGAGUGA
Molecule: messenger RNA, 3753 nt
Organism: Opisthocomus hoazin
Lineage: Eukaryota; Metazoa; Chordata; Aves; Opisthocomiformes; Opisthocomidae
Source: RefSeq, a predicted model, not a curated record